Lentinula edodes (shiitake mushroom) is the source of this 2386-nucleotide messenger RNA. RefSeq lists its product as uncharacterized. Bases 178 to 2031 code for a protein of 617 amino acids. Gene Ontology annotation, molecular function: DNA-binding transcription factor activity. Lineage: Eukaryota; Fungi; Basidiomycota; Agaricomycetes; Agaricales; Omphalotaceae. The record is from RefSeq and is a predicted model, not a curated record. The transcript has 5 exons. Gene Ontology annotation, biological process: regulation of DNA-templated transcription.
CGGAUCUUCAUCAAGUUUCGUACGGGUGACAGUCGCGAUACAUAGUCCGUUCCAGUGCUACCAAGUUAAGGAGCCAUCUUAGAUUUCUUUUUAUUUCCAUACACGCUGCUAGGAAAAAAUUAUAUAUACAUUACAUGUAACGAGUAUGAUUUUAUUUUUCUACGCUCCUUCCUAGCAAUGAACGGCAAAUUCCCCUCGUAUAGUCCAAUGACAUCCACACUCUCAUCGUCGCCCGAUUUUUCUCCUACGCACGGUCACGGUCCUCGAGCUACGCCUUACCAGAUUAAAAUAAACGACGAUCCUGUGGAACUGUCCGUGCAGUCAACUACAAGAUCUGCAUUGACGCCGCUUCGAAAACACCACAAACUUCUUAAGGACGGCACUGGUAAUGAAGUAUGGCCCGAGUCGGUAGAACAGAUAUUUGUCGAUGGUCUUCGAGCGUACUACGCUUCUACAAUUUCACAGAAUCAUAUAGCAAGAACAUCAGAUGCCGCUAUCCCAGGUCGUUCUCGUUUACGCAAUGCCUUCCUUGUUCAACAUCUUGCCCAAUACGGGAUUGAGCGUUCCCGGAAACAAGUCGCGUCUCAUUUACAGGUACUCAAGAAUAUGUGGAGAGCCGAUGGGAAUUUUUCCAAUUACCGCCUUGUUUCAGGGUCCGACUCUUCGUCUGAGCAACAUUCCAACUCCCAAGGUUCAACCGAGCGUCACCCUUCACCAUCACUCUCGUACUUCUCCACCUCUUCUUCUAGCUCCUCGUCACACAGGCCAUCUCUCGGUAUGGCCUCGCCGGAGUCAUGGUCUAGACUGGUGACAUCUCCUUAUUCUUCCCCGGUUCUACCUACGCAAUCUACGCAAAGGCGGAACUUGCCGAAGGUAGAUGAGAUGUCCGAAGUCGUAAAUCGAGGAAUAUCAAUGUCCACAGCACCUAAUUAUCCCGAACAGACGCCACGUACGACGAUUAUUCAUCGUCAGGAACCACCUAACUGUACACAACAGCUCGAACACUGUGAACCACAGCUCGAUAGCUUGAUAGGUUCAAUGCAAAGUACAUUUACUUCAAUUGCUGGUAUCGAACAAGCGCUAGCAGAGGAAACUACCGCUUUCGUAUCAGAUCACAAAGCACAAAACCGCCAACGGCAUCAGCUUCAUAAAUCAGUGUCCGUUCCAUUAUCCUCGGAUUACCACUCCCCGGCAACGACCAUCGUCACCUCAGAAAAACCUCUUGCAGCACCUAUUACCCCAACAAAGUUGUAUCUCUUCACAGAUGCGAUGCUUCCUCUCAUCGUAAAUCUUGACAAGCUUCCCGGGGAUGGAGUUGCAUAUUUAUGCUUACAGUUGGACGUUCCUAAGCCUCAGGCCAUCUCGUCACUUGCAAAAAAAUCAUUGUCUGGCUUCGGUGUUCAGCUCGAGGCCACCUGUCCAGUGACUCGCUCACCAUUUACAAAUUACAAAUGCAUCACUCAAGUAUGGGGUGUGAGCUCUGAUCUCAAUUAUUCUGCCCGGACAAUUGGUUUCCCGGGAACCAAGCAGGAACCGCUUGCCGCCAGCCCUUACAUGCUGCGUCGAGAGGUUUUAGUCGCUCAGACACCUCAUAAAAUUUCAGAGGAUCAAGUUCCAAUGUCUUGCCUUGCAAGACAGGAAGCCGUGGUUACUUUGUCGGAGCAAGCACUAUCAAGGUCAUCCAAUCGACGGCUGAUGAUGCUUUACUUCCCGGAAAGUGCGCUGUCUUCAUGCCAGCUGCUCGAGCAAGGAGCAAUGAUGAUACAUCAAGAAUUAAGUUUCAGUGGUCAGACUUUCCUCCGUAUGACAUAUAAUCUCAAUCGACAGGAGCAGCUUCCAGCUGCAAAGUUAUUGUGGUGGGAGCGUCUCCCUACUGUACACCCGGUUAUUUCCCCCAAUUCCCUUAAUCGAUCCACUCCCUCGCAAUGGCUAAAUGAGCCACAUAUACAGCUGCAUGCUGAGUGCUCAGAGCCUCAUUGCUCGAUGGAGGAUACAUAUUCCCCUCCUCAAUCUUUCGUUCCCUACCUAUGAAUUAAUAUUAGCAUUCCUCCCGCCAUCACUGAGCCGCAUUGUUCACCUCGAUAAAUUGCAGUUUCAGAACAACGGGUUCCUAAACACAAGGACUCUUCUCCACUAAGGUUUUACUUCAAGGACUGGAUAUUCUGACUUUCCGAAACUCUUUGAACAUCUAUGUAUCAACUUCAAAAGUAUCUUCGAAGAAUGAACCUUAUUGCUACUUUAGAACUUACCUCAUAAUCAACGGAAAUUUCUCAACUUUGCACAGUACCUAUUUUUUUUUGUAUAUCUUGUUGCUAGAUAUACCUGUGUCCUUCCAAAUUGUGUCACUCAAUGUUUGACCUCAGAGUCAAAUAAAGCACUGGUCAAA